UUAUCGUUUGCAAUGAUGUCACUGCAGAAGCCUCCCCUCAGACGCAGCGCAUCGACCGUAGAAUCGACCAAUCACAGCGGCCCGUUGUUGACUCCGCCCUCCUCUCUCAAUUUACGCUCCUCCCACAACCAGCAGCUGAGCUGCGACACCAUAAAGGAGGGCGUGGUCGCGGUUUCCAAGGAAGCGCAAGGCUCUGCGAAAAGUCGUCAAAACUACGCAUUGACGAAUAUUCAGAACGCAAUGGGUUUGAGCCAAAACCCCGCCCCUUUGAGCCAAAGCCACGCCCCCGUGCACUUUAAACCCGCCCCGACCAAAUCCGCCUCGUCGUCGUCUCUCUACUGCUCCUCGCUUUCCUUUUCCACAUCCAAUCCCAAACUGGCCAAGAACGGCACUAACCUCCAGCUGAAAGAGGAGCAGAUGGACCUCAACAAGAACGACAAGAACCUCCUGAGCAGGAGCAGCUGCGAUUGGCUGGAGGGGAAGGACAACCAGAAGAACCCAACAUUCAGAAGGAGAACCAAGAGCUUUCUCGAGUACCAUCGGGAGGAGGAGGCGUCCAGCAGUCCUAAUAAAGACACACAUGUCGAGGAGAAGCACCUCCUGCCGAAGCUGGAGGCGCAGACGUGGGCUAAAGAGAACCAUGUGGAGGUUCACCUCACGCUCCCACAGAACCACCUGCUCCUGCUGGCCAGCGAAGAGGAGGAGGAGAGUCCAGAACCGGCGGACGUUUACCAGCACGUGCUCCGGCCGAACAACGAGCGCGUGAGCCGCGUCAGAGACGGCCCCAGAGAUGGGAACGUCGCUUCUCCGAGCGGAAAGAUCCAAAUGAUCCCGCCGUCCACGUUACGCCUGGAGCUGAGAGGAGCCGAGGAGUCGAGCGAACGCCCGACGCGACCCGAGAAACAGCUGGAGGACGAGGAGGAGGAGGAGGAGGAGGACUCCAGCUGGACCACGCUGUCCCAGGAGAGUCCGUCUGUGGAAACGCCUCCGGAAACAGGAGUGUGGGAGGAGCCUCGGCUGAGGGAGUGUUUUUGGCGGGAUCAGCCUGACCUGGAGGCGGAGCCACGGGCGAAGGGGGCGUGUCUUCCUGUGCCCUGCUCUAAAGCUCAGACGGAGCGGCCCAGCAGUAUCGUGUCGGACAGCUCUGUGGAGCCCGUUCCUUCGUCCGCCUCGUCACCCUCCUCUUCCUCGCUGUGUUACGAGGCGAUGGGACGCGCCGCCAGUUUCCUCAACAACAACUACCUGGACCUGACGGAGACAUGCGACUCCCGAGAGAAGCGUCGCGAGCGCGAGCGACAGGAGGAGCGCGAGAGAGAGCGACAGAUGAACCGAGAGAGUUUAGGAGCUCACGGCGGCCCGUACAGCUUCAUCAACCACAGAGCUAAAGUCCCAUCAGCCCCUGCAGACACCGUCAUACCCAUCAACGACCUGGACACGCAGGUAACGGCUCUUCGACAG
Molecule: messenger RNA, 1458 nt
Organism: Pimephales promelas (fathead minnow)
Lineage: Eukaryota; Metazoa; Chordata; Actinopteri; Cypriniformes; Leuciscidae
Source: RefSeq, a predicted model, not a curated record